Messenger RNA from Penicillium mononematosum, 1149 nucleotides. RefSeq names its product CorA family magnesium transporter. Gene Ontology annotation, molecular function: magnesium ion transmembrane transporter activity. Bases 1 to 1149 code for a protein of 382 amino acids. The transcript has a single exon. Gene Ontology annotation, cellular component: mitochondrial inner membrane. Lineage: Eukaryota; Fungi; Ascomycota; Eurotiomycetes; Eurotiales; Aspergillaceae. Gene Ontology annotation, biological process: mitochondrial magnesium ion transmembrane transport. The record is from RefSeq and is a predicted model, not a curated record.
AUGGGACAGCCCAUGCAGAACAUCCCCAGCUACGGCAGACGGGAAAUCGUCACCCUCCCCAAUAAAUCACAUCACGUCAUACAGGAGCCUGAUAUGAAAAAAGAAGCCUCAUUUAAUCAAAAUGUGUUCAACCUGUCUCUUGCGCUGUCGAAAAGCCGCAUAAAUGAUGCGACAGAGUUGCGCUGCAUGGUCUUGGGCCUGGAUGGCUCUGUCAAAGAAUCUGACAUUCGAGGAACUAGGGAUGGUCUUGCUAAAGAGUGGGGAUUAGAUGGCCGCGAUCUGCGCAACGUGGAUCUUGUCUCGGAGGGAAUCCCGCAUUUGUUGGUCCGUCCUUCGGUCAUCUUUAUCAGCAUGUUCACUUUACGGCUCCUGGUCCGCGCACAUGGAGUGCUUCUUUUCCUUCUCCCAAUCGAGGACUGCCACGUGAAGGUGCAGGACGUCUUUAUGACGGACCUCCAGAGAAGGCUCCAUCCCGGUUCUGGCUCCGGUCUCUUAGCCAAACUCCCUUUUGAGCUACGGGUAGUGGAUGCAGCGCUUGCCUCUGUGAUCGCGACUCUUGAAGCCGAGCAUGUUCUCAUCCGCCGAGAAGUCGAGGACAGCUUGCAGGAUUCAACGAGGGAAGAUGUCGUUUACGCUGUUCUCCGCGACUUGCAGGAUCACCGGAAAAGGCUUGUGGCCAUCCAGCAGCGUGCCAGCCAGUUCCGCUCGGCGCUACGGGAAAUCCUUGAAAAUGAUGAAGACAUGGCGACCAUGUUCUUGACGGAUCGGCAGGCAGGUCGACCACAUGAGGUAGAGGAUCACCUAGAAGUGGAAUAUCUCCUCGAGGCAUAUUACAAGAACACAGACGCGAUCGCGGAGUCUGCCAAUGCUUUACUGGGUGACUUGGAGCGCACAGUAGAGACCAUUCACUCGAUCUUGGAUGUGCGACGAAAUCAGAUCAUGGUUUUCGAGGCUCAACUGGAGAUCUGUAUGUUGGGAUUCGCCGUGCCAACGUUUGUGGCGGGCCUGUUUGGGAUGAACGUGUCGAACUUCUUUGAAGAGAGUACUUCCGCGUUUGUAGUCCUUGUUGCAGUAUGUGUGAUGGGAACAGUCACCAUCGCGAAGUAUGGCCUGUGGAAACUCGACAAAUUCCGGAAACUGCGGUUUUAA